Messenger RNA from Cervus elaphus (red deer), 1388 nucleotides. Its product is annotated as ATP-binding cassette sub-family E member 1-like. The coding region runs from base 149 to 1045 and encodes 298 amino acids. The transcript has a single exon. Lineage: Eukaryota; Metazoa; Chordata; Mammalia; Artiodactyla; Cervidae. Gene Ontology annotation, biological process: ribosomal subunit export from nucleus; translational initiation; translational termination. Gene Ontology annotation, molecular function: ATP binding; iron ion binding; ATP hydrolysis activity. The record is from RefSeq and is a predicted model, not a curated record.
GCGUUUAAAGGCUGCUAUUACUAUACGAUCUCUAAUAAAUCCAGACAGAUAUAUCAUUGUGGUGGAGCAUGAUCUAAGUGUAUUAGACUAUCUCUCUGACUUCAUCUGCUGUUUAUAUGGCGUACCUAGUGCUUAUGGUGUUGUCACUAUGCCUUUUAGUGUAAGAGAAGGCAUAAACAUUUUUUUGGAUGGCUACGUUCCAACAGAAAACUUGAGAUUCAGAGAUGCAUCACUUGUUUUUAAAGUGGCUGAGACAGCAAAUGAAGAAGAAGUUAAAAAGAUGUGUAUGUAUAAAUACCCUGGAAUGAAGAAAAAGGGAGAGUUUGAGUUAGCGAUUGUAGCUGGAGAGUUUACAGAUUCUGAAAUCAUGGUGAUGUUGGGGGAAAAUGGUACUGGUAAAACGAAAUUUAUCAGAAUGCUUGCUGGAAGGCUUAAACCUGAUGAAGGAGGGGAAGUUCCAGUUCUAAACGUCAGUUAUAAGCCACAGAAAAUCAGUCCCAAAUCAACCGGAAGUGUUCGCCAGCUACUGCAUGAAAAGAUCAGAGAUGCUUACACUCAUCCACAGUUUGUGACUGAUGUAAUGAAACCUCUGCAAAUUGAAAACAUCAUCAAUCAAGAGGUGCAGACAUUAUCUGGUGGUGAACUGCAGCGAGUAGCAUUAGCUCUUUGUUUGGGAAAACCUGCUGAUGUCUAUUUAAUUGAUGAACCAUCCGCAUAUUUGGAUUCCGAGCAAAGACUGAUGGCUGCUCGAGUUGUCAAACAUUUCAUACUCCAUGCUAAGAAGACAGCCUUUGUUGUGGAACAUGACUUCUUCAUGGCCACCUAUCUAGCAGAUCGAGUCAUUGUUUUUGAUGGUAUUCCAUCCAAGAACACAGUUGCAAACGGUCCUCAAACCCUUUUGGCUGGCAUGAAUAAAUUUUUGUCUCAGCUUGAAACUACAUUCAGAAGAGACCCAAACAACUAUAGGUCAAGAAUAAACAAACUCAAUUCAAUUAAGGAUGUAGAACAAAAGAAGAGUGGAAACUACUUUUUCUUGGAUGAUUAAAGUGAAUCUGAGAAUAUUGAUAAGCCAUUUAUUAAGAGAAACAUAUAUUGGAAUUUUUGUCAUAUAAAAUUUAAAUCAGGUUUUAUACACCACAUGCUCUAGAGCUUGAAGUAUAAUUUACUUACUGUAACAUCAAAAGCCAGUUGUGUUGUAAAUGGUAGUCUGAAUACAGAAAAUGCCACUUUUCUGAUCUUGAUGAUAGAACCCUUUUUGUGCAUAACAUUGUAAAAUGAAGACAUUUCAAGCAUACAAAUUACCUCCAGGUUUCCAUAAUGUAUAGAAAGAUUUUCAGUAGGUUUACUAUAUAUUCAUGUACUAAAUGCUGAGCAGUGUUGCCCCUUUU